AUGCAUUUAAGUGAUUAUCCUGAAGAUUGUGCUGCAGUUUAUCUCAAUGCAUUAGCAUCCCAACAACACAUCUCCACUGGCAUCUAUGAGAUUUGGCCAAGACAAGGUAAACCAAUGAAAGUAUGGUGUGAUAUGGAGACAGAUGGUGGUGGAUGGACAGUUUUUCAGAAGCGAGGUGAUUUUACUCCACAAGAAGACUUCUAUCGAACAUGGUUGGAAUAUAAGCGAGGUUUUGGAGAACUUCAUCGACAAUUCUGGCUCGGUAAUGAUCGUCUAUCGUUGUUAACUAACCAAGAUCUUUAUCAACUAAGAGUUGACAUGGAAGAUUUUGAUGAACAAAAACGUUUUGCUCAGUAUUAUAGUUUUCGAGUGUUAAAUGAACAAGACAAAUAUCGACUAUCACUUGGAUCGUACACAAAAGGUGAUGCAGGAGAUUCACUGACUUAUCAUAAUGGUAAGCCGUUUUCAACCAAAGAUCAAGAUAGUGAUCCACACCCUGGUUCAUGUGCUCACAUCUGUAAUGGAGCAUGGUGGUACAAUAAUUGUCACUUGUCAAACUUGAAUGGUGGAUAUUUACGCGGGGACCAUCCGAAUAUUAAUGGCGCAGGAGUGAACUGGAGGACAUUUAGAGAUGUUUAUUAUUCGUUAAACACAUCAGAGAUGAAAAUUCGUCCUGUUUGGUUCAAACCUUGA
Molecule: messenger RNA, 693 nt
Organism: Adineta steineri
Lineage: Eukaryota; Metazoa; Rotifera; Eurotatoria; Adinetida; Adinetidae
Source: the annotation of a GenBank genome assembly